This is a messenger RNA of Acanthisitta chloris (rifleman), 970 nucleotides long. RefSeq names its product magnesium transporter 1 (gene MAGT1). The transcript has 10 exons. Gene Ontology annotation, cellular component: oligosaccharyltransferase complex. Lineage: Eukaryota; Metazoa; Chordata; Aves; Passeriformes; Acanthisittidae. The annotation marks the transcript as partial. The record is from RefSeq and is a predicted model, not a curated record.
AUGGUGCUGUCAGAGAAAGUGAACCAGCUGAUGGAGUGGGCCAGUAAAAGAUCUGUUAUCCGAAUGAAUGGAGACAAAUUCCGACGCCUUGUGAAGGCACCACCCAGGAACUACUCGGUGAUCGUGAUGUUUACUGCCCUUCAGCCUCACAGACAGUGUGUUGUGUGCAAGCAAGCUGAUGAGGAAUACCAGAUUCUGGCCAACUCCUGGCGAUAUUCCGGUGCCUUUACCAACAGGAUUUUUUUUGCUAUGGUAGAUUUUGACGAAGGCUCAGAUGUGUUCCAGAUGCUGAACAUGAACUCUGCUCCGACCUUCAUUAACUUCCCUGCCAAAGGGAAGCCCAAGCGAGGGGACACGUAUGAGCUGCAGGUGAGAGGCUUCGCGGCGGAGCAGCUCGCCCGGUGGGUGGCUGACAGGACAGAUGUCCACAUCCGUGUGAUCAGGCCACCGAACUACGCUGGACCAUUGAUGCUGGGGCUGCUGCUGGCUGUCAUCGGAGGCCUCGUGUACCUGCGUGGGAGCAACCUGGACUUCCUCUAUAACAAAACUGGCUGGGCAUUUGCUGCUUUGUGUUUUGUGUUAGCAAUGACAUCAGGCCAGAUGUGGAACCACAUUAGAGGUCCCCCCUAUGCUCAUAAGAAUCCCCAUACAGGACAAGUGAGUUACAUCCAUGGGAGCAGCCAAGCCCAGUUUGUGGCCUCUCUGCAUGUCUCUUCUGUUUUCAAUGGUGGAGUUACUUUAGGAAUGGUUCUGCUCCAUGAAGCUGCUACUUCUGACAUGGAUGUGGGGAAAAGAAAAAUUAUGUGUAUUGCUGGUAUUGGCUUGGUGGUGUUGUUCUUCAGUUGGUUGCUGUCUGUCUUCAGGUCCAAGUACCACGGCUACCCCUACAGGCUGAAACUGAAGUGCAUGAAGGAGGGAAAAAGUGUGGUAGUGGAGCAGAAGAUCGAGUGCUUGCAGGGACCAGUAGCAG